Acanthoscelides obtectus is the source of this 81-nucleotide messenger RNA. NCBI's taxonomy places the organism in Eukaryota, Metazoa, Arthropoda, Insecta, Coleoptera, Chrysomelidae. The record is from the annotation of a GenBank genome assembly.
AUGCCACACUGCCAAAAGCACAAUGGUUUGGGGAUCAUGACGUACAUGUUUUCUCUUGGCCCGCCAGUAGUCCCGAUUUAA